UGUACUAUUCACCCACAAACGUUGCCGUUUAUGUAGUACUUGCUAAAGGAGCAAGGCCAAAAAAUUAUUGUGAAUUGGUGUCCUGUUUUCCACUGCUUGUUCCCAGUGAAAGCACAUUAUAAAAUUUGACCAGGCUGCAGUGCUUGGUUCACCCGUUCCGAAAGAGAAAGUGUUGAGGAGCACAUGGGAACAAAAAUGAGACAGUUCGGCUGCUGCAUAAUUUGUGUAGUGGUGGUUUCCGUGUUGAGUUUGGCGUUGGGGAUGGAAGCUGAUUUGUACUUAAAUAAGGACAAAUUUGGUGAAUUUUUUAAACUGGAAAUAAGCGAGAAGGGUUGUACAAAUGUGCCGUUAAACUGGGAGAACCAGGCAGUUUCGGUGGACACUCAUGGCAGUUGCAUCAAAUUUUAUGACCUCCCCUACUGUCGAGGCAAAUUCGUAGCUCUUCAGCCAUACCAUGGAACAUUUCAGGAUAAUUUGGAAGCUUUGAGCUUCAACAAAAUCAUCAGCUCUGCCAGUCCGUGUGGACCUAAAGUGCCCACUGGAAGGUAUUACAUUCAAAAUGGAGCUGAUGGGUCUGUUCUCACUGUCGAAACGAAGAACAACACGCCCGUCGUGAAAGCCCAUGCCUUCAAACCAUUCAUUUCUAAAGGUCAACAAUUUCAACUUGAAAAGGUGUCUCUCGCCGAUUACGAAAUCAUUCCCCGAGUGCAUCAAAAACUUAACCCUUUGACGUUUGAUAUGAGCAUUUCCACCAGCGCACAUUCCGUUCGCCGAGUUUGGAAAAUUGAAAGCGUCUACCGGGGCAGAUAUCUAAUCAAGAAUGAAUGGAACAAUAGAUGCCUGUACAAGUCAGACUCUGGGAAAGUGGAGGAACAUGAGUGCGUGUCCUGGUCACCAAAUCAGGAGUGGAUUUUCCGAAGCAUCAAAGUCAAGCCGUACUUCCCAAGCAAGGAUGAGUUGAAAAAGAAACCUCUUCGACCUGACGAUACCUUGGCAUUUGAGCCACAAGAUGAUGCAUUUUCUGCAAUUCCGUACCAGCCUAAUCAUGCCAACUUCCAAUUCCCAGGACGUAUUCCGGGAUAUCCGAUUCCACCACUUCCUCCAGCAGGGAAAAAACAAAAAGUUGGAAAACAUCCGGUCCAAAUUCAACGUCCCGGUCCUAUGGUUAUCAAUCCGGGAGAACCAUUCCCUCCCGUGUUUCCAUUCCCCAUUCUUCCGAAGGUCACCCCUAUAACUGCGAAUACGAAGAAGACUGAUGCCAAACCUCCAGUACCACAGAUUCGGCACCCAGGACCUCUACCCUUCCCGGUGGAACCUCUCAUUUUAGAUCCAAACAAGCCAACGGUUUCUCCUCUGGAUACUUUCAAUGCUUUUGCCAAUCCACAAUUCCAGAAUCCUGCCAACUCAACAGCAGCAAAGGAUGAAGAAAGCUCGGAUGAAGAUGGACAAAGUGACGAAGGAGGCCAAGGACCACAAAUUGAGGACGACGAAAGUCAGGAAGAUGGGAGUCGGGAAAAUGCACCUCAGCAGGAUACCGACGAUGUCGAAUCUGACGAGGAGGACGAAGAGGAAGAGGAGGAGGAGGAGGAAGAGGAGGAUCAUGACUACUCGUAUUUACUUACUGAACCCCCAGCACUUCGAAAUAAGAGGAAUAAAAAGCAAGAAGAGCUGUCUGGAGUCAAAUAUUCGGACUUCAGGCUUUUCUUUAAAAGAACGAACAACUACAGCUAAAUUAUUCUCAUAAUUUAUAUACACAAAGUUUUACAUAUAUGCACAUGCUUGUUAAAUUAUAAUAAUAAAUUAUGGUCGUCAGGAUAA
This is a messenger RNA of Folsomia candida, 1818 nucleotides long. RefSeq lists its product as uncharacterized. The transcript is spliced from 5 exons. The record is from RefSeq and is a predicted model, not a curated record. NCBI's taxonomy places the organism in Eukaryota, Metazoa, Arthropoda, Collembola, Entomobryomorpha, Isotomidae. Bases 184 to 1731 code for a protein of 515 amino acids.